Molecule: messenger RNA, 5434 nt
Organism: Triplophysa rosa
Lineage: Eukaryota; Metazoa; Chordata; Actinopteri; Cypriniformes; Nemacheilidae
Gene: zmym4.1
Product: zinc finger MYM-type containing 4, tandem duplicate 1
Exons: 28
Coding region: 309-4634 (1441 amino acids)
Molecular function (GO): zinc ion binding
Source: RefSeq, a predicted model, not a curated record
GAGGGGAAGUGCUUUCGCGGGAGUUCUAGCUUAGCGAGACCCUCUCGGUUUUCCACGUAUUCGUGCUUAUUAAUUGUUUUUACACUUUAGCGUUAUAUUACACAUGCGAUAUCAGUUGUAUGUAGGCUAUCCUGCUCGAGAGAUCGUUGAAAGAAGACGAUAAGCUCCUUGAAGAUUUAUUGGGCGUGCCUGAAAUUAUGUCUCGAUGACGCACUGGAGCCACUGAGCAUGACCCCUCCCCUAACACUAUUUUGACUAGAGCGCAUUAGCAUCAGUGGUUAUUACAGCUGACAGUUUGCUAGCUAGCUAUGCAUUUGUCACGCAAAUGCCUAUUUGGCUGCGAUCAUUUACGAAACAGCUUAUUUAAAUUCCCUAAAAACGAUGAUAUGAAAAAGCGGUGGAUUAAUUUUGUGAAGAGCCACCUUAAGGGAGAGCUGAGGAUGACCACCAACACCCGCCUCUGCAGUGAACAUUUUACACCGGAUAGUUUUACAAACUUCCAUAGGAGACAACUGGGAUUCACUGAUAAUCCGCUGUUACUGGUGAAUGGGGCCGUACCGACUAUCUACCGCCCCGGCCUUCAGCCUCCCGUCACGCCAAGAUCUGGUGCCAUCGUCGGCAGUACGAGCCCACCAAUGAGUAACAUCGCAGAGGUAAACGUGAAAGACUGUCAAGAGAACCUAAUGGAAGAAGAUCCCAAGAAAGAUCAGGAGGAGGAGGAAAUGAACACGGAAGAUACAGCACAGUCUUCAGAAGAGCUUGUGAUCGCUAAAGUCGAGGACCUAAAAGAUGAAUUGCCAAUGGAUGUGGACCAGACUAAAGAUCACAAUGGGAAGGCGGAGGAUAAACCAGAAGACGCAGAAAAAAUGCCAGCUACAGAAAUAAAAAACGAGGUGCCGGAGAUGCCCGCUGCAACGGUCACACAACCAGUGUUAAAAAGUAACACAAAAGCGUCCCUGUCCUCUGACCUGCUACCUGUGAAAAUCAAGGAUGAACCAAUGGAUGAAGAGUAUGAAACAGCAUCAACACCACAUCGACCAAUAGGAAACAUUAAGGAUGAGCCUGAAACCUCAGCCGACUUUAAGCAGACACCGGAAGAAUUCAAAAUCAGUGCUGUGUUCUCUGUGGGAGAAAAGAGUGUUGGAGCUCCAAUCGCUACCACAGCAAAUACAGCAGCCGUCCCUGUGGUUACACCACCUCCACUGGCCCCUAUUAUCCCAGUUGGUGUAGUCUGCACAGGCUGUAAGAAAGUUCUGCUAAAGGGCCAGACGGCUUUCCAGCGCAAAGGCUGUUCCAAACUCUACUGCUCGCCUCAGUGUCUCUGUAGCACUUCUAAUCUGGUGGUCAAGUUACCCGAGAAGAAAACGUGUCACUGGUGCAACAAAGAUAUUGUUGACCUAAAGGAAAUGGUCAAUGCCCCGGACACAUCAGGGGCUAUGAAGGACCUCUGCAGCCAGAAAUGCCUCCAUGCUUCUACAUUCAGGUGCAGCAGGUGUCAGAAGAAAGCUGUGUGUUACACUCACCAAGUGAACCUCAUGAACUCAGUCCAUAAGCUGUGCAGCGAAGUCUGUUUCAACCUGUUCCGCACCUCCAAUAAUAUGACCAUCAACUCCUGUUUGAACUGCGGUGCGUUCUGCGCCGAUGGUUCGUGUCCCACUCUACAGAUAGAGGGCAACACUGACAAGUUCUGCAAACAAAUCUGCCUCACAGCCUACCUAAAGAAAACUAAAAAACCUGUUGCUUGCAAAAUAUGCCGUGCCAUCCGCCCGACUGCUGAAAUGGUGGACAGUCCAAACUCAGAGGGCAUCACAGAGCUCUUCUGCUCCACUUCCUGUGUCACAGCAAAUAAAGUCCAGACUGUCAGUUCUUCAGGUGCUGCCGUGGAAUGCAACAGCUGCAAGAAGAAAGUACCACCUCAGUAUCAUCUAGCCAUGUCUGAUGGAACCAUUCAGAACUUCUGCUCAUUUUCCUGUGUGGUGUCAUUUCAGGAGUCUUUAAGUAAGAAACCAUCUCAAAACCAGGUUAAUACAAUUACCUCUACAAGCAACAUCAUACAUACACCGGCACCUGCUCCAUCCAAACCUGCCACAGCGGAGUCCAGCUCAUCAACAAAGACCAAUAUACCGUUGCAAACAGUCACCAAAAUCCCUUGUGCUCAAUGUCUGCUAUCAUUCUUCCACAAGCCGGAUCUGCUGGAGUUCAGGAGAAAAAUGUAUGCUUUCUGCGGUACCGUUUGCAUCGAAGAGUUCAAAAGAAUCAACAACGUCAUGGCUCGCUGUGAAUACUGCAAAAUCGAUAAGGUUGUGAAGGAGGUCAAAAGAAUCAACAAGAUCGACCGGUCUUUCUGCAGCGAGGGAUGCAGGUUACUCUAUAAGCAUGAUCUGGUCAAGCGCUGGGGCAAGAAACACUGUCGCAACUGCCUGUACUGUAACGGUUCAUCUCAGACUUCAGUAACCAAGGUUAUUAAUAAGAAGGAGGAAGAGUUUUGUGGAAACGUGUGCUUGUCGCAAUACAACAUGAUUCUCAAGCAGGAGAUUAAGUGCACAAUGUGCAAGCAGGCCAAGAAGAUGAAUGAAACUGUGAAAUGGCUGGGUGAGAUUAAGCAUUUCUGCAGCCUGCAGUGUCUGAUGUUCUUCUGCAGUCUGCAGGGCACCACAGGGACGGCCAUUAAAGCUGCAAGCAAAAUUCUGCCUGCACAGGGGACAACGAGCCCAGUAAUACCUAUAUUGCCUCAGAAUACAGUUAAUCGCACACCAGCGGCUACUAAAGAAGCCACACCCGUCAUUGCCAAUGUUAUAUCGCUCUCAAGUGCACCUAAUGCACAGCCAGGUGUCUUGGGAAACACAAUUUUGCAAGGCGCUGUUCCAGCUUCUACUGUCAAAGUGACAGGACAAUUUUGUGCUAGUACGCAGACAGACGCUGUGAAGACUCCUACUCAGCCACCCAAAAUCCUUAAGAACAAGGCUUUACUGUGUAAACCCUUAAGCCAAAACAAAGGCACAUCCUGUAAACCCAAUGUAUGCAACGCGGACACGCAAACAGAUGCACCUAAUUUCAUGGUGUUGCCUGUUCCAGUGCCAGUGUAUGUGCCAGUUCCCAUGAAUCUCUACAACCAAUACACACCACGGCCUGUGGGCUUUCCGCUGCCGAUUCCAGUGCCCAUGUUCUUCCCUACAACUCUGGACAGUGCUGAACGCAUUGUGAAGACCAUCCAGGAAAUCAAAGAGAAGAUCCCUGAUGAUCCUCUGGAGGCUGAUCUCAUCAUGAUGGCGGAGAUGGUGGCUGAGGACGCAGAGAGGGAGAAAAACAACACUACUAAUGACCAGACUGCUAACCUAAUGGACGACCUCGAUUUGGAAGCCUUAUCCAGCAAUCUAAGUUGGGAAGAGGAUUCUGUCUCUUCUGCCCAGACGUGGGAUCCAACCCCAGAGCUAGAGAAAGCACAGUCUAAAUCUGUUUCUCUGACCAUCACCUCUGCCCCAACAGAAAAGCCACAGAUGGAUCUGGAGGCUGAUUUUCCAGUCGAGAGCAUUGAACUUUUGAGAGGACAAACGCAAGAGGAGCCGCAGGUGGUAUCAAAUUUUGUCAAACGGAGACUUCGCAGAAAAGGUCGAGAUGGCCUCCCUCAAAAGAAACGGGCCCGUAAGAGUGCGACACCGGUAGUGGCAACACCAGCCCAAAACACUCAGACUAACCUCUCCCAACUGCAACAACAAUACGGCGUCAGUGCUUGGAAGAACUGGGUGCGCUGGAGGAAUGCCCAACCUCAUUUGGAGACUCCCAAAUUUGGCUCGCGAAGCAUGACGCUCAAGGAGGACUUGUUGAAGUGUAGCACUGCUGAGUUGAGCUACGGCCUCUCCAAGUUCAUCUCUGAAGUUUGUCGACCCAAUGGAGAGAAUUACAGCCUUGAUAGCAUCUUUUAUCUCUGCUUAGGCAUCCAACAGCAUCUGUUUGACAAUGAACGGAUGGAGAACAUAUUUGCAGACGUCUGCUACAGCAGAUUCUGCCAGGAUAUGACCAACAUGCUCAAAGGAUGGACACCCACUAUUUUGCCCAGUGGUUAUGUUCAUUCUCGAGUAGAGGAAGAAUACCUGUGGGACUGUAAGCAGCUGGGGGCGUUCUCACCCGGCGUGCUGCUGAACACACUGCUUUAUUUCUUCACCAAGUUCUUUAACUACAAAACAGUGGAGCAGCAUCGUCGCCUCUCUUUCGGCCACGUCAUACGCUGCUCUCGGAGCAAGGGCAGCGGCAAAGAGGCCUGUUUGCGUUUCUACCCGCCCAAAGAGGAGGCAAACACAGAUGGAGUGCCGGCAAAGAGGAGAAAGGAGGAUGAAGAAGACAAGGAAACUGCGCUAGAGAUAAAAGAGAAUUCUCAGAAUGCCCUACGCUGUCCGGUCAGGCUGUACGAGUUCUAUCUCUCAAAAUGUUCUCCCACCGUGAGACAGAGCACGGCCCAGUUUUACUUGAACCCUGAACGUUCCUGUGUCCCAAGCAGUCCCAUGUGGUUCUCCACAUCCUCGUUGAGCGAUGAGACUCUGGAAAACAUGCUCGCCCGCAUCCUAACUGUUAGAGAGCUGCACCUGCAGGAGGACAAAUCGCCCCAUGAAACAGAAUCUGACAGUGACUCGGAUUGAGAAACAGACCACAAACGCACAUAAAUGACUAAAGCAAUGUGUCUAGAAAUAUUUCUCCAUGAUUAAACACAAAGGAAUUAAGGCCGUACAGUUUUUUUCUCAGCGAUCGAGCAUGAACGUAUAUUUGAGAAAUUCUCAUGUGAAGAUGACAGUGAAAACUGAAAUUGUAUGGGCUGUGGAUAAAGUUUAUGCAGUGUGACAUUACACAGCUUUUGGAGUCACUUUUUAUGUUAUGAUGAAACACUAAAGCGUUCUUGAUCAGUCAGUGGCUGAAGAUUGUGCUCUUUGUUCAUUUAAAAUAAAAGUAUUGAGCGUUUUUAUAGUUAUUUGGCAAUCAUACAACUGUUUUUCUGCAUGGAUUUUUUUAUCGGAUAAAAGCAUGAAACUCUAAAUUUGAGCCUUGUGUGUUUUAGGCUAUAGGCUAAAUCAAGUGGGGUUAAAAUUGACAUAUUAGCCAUAUCUGUCUUAAAGUUCCACACAGAGUGAUAUUACCAAUUUAUUAAUACUAAUGAAACGUAUGCGGAAUUAUCGGAAAUAUAAGUUUGCGAUGUAAAAAAAAUUGGACAUGAACGUCCUCUUAUGUCGCGUUUCUCACUGGUAAAUUGGAAAUAAUUUUGAUUCCCGAGAUGGCCGGGCCUUAAACUUUAAACAUGGCGGAUAGGAGAAGGAUCUGCGGUGACGGAUGUUUUAUCAGCUUCGUUGACUUAAAUGGUACAUAUUUGAAUAAUCAUUUGCGUCAUUGCGUAUGUUUUCUACACAGCGAGAAUAGCAUGUAACGUUAACUUAUUUCACCGACAGAA